Molecule: messenger RNA, 1098 nt
Organism: Tarenaya hassleriana
Lineage: Eukaryota; Viridiplantae; Streptophyta; Magnoliopsida; Brassicales; Cleomaceae
Product: 14-3-3 protein 7
Exons: 8
Coding region: 56-817 (253 amino acids)
Biological process (GO): signal transduction
Cellular component (GO): cytoplasm
Source: RefSeq, a predicted model, not a curated record
CAGUUUCUUUCAUCACACAAGACACAAAACCCACAGAGAGAGAGAGAGGGAGGCGAUGGAGAAGGAAAGGGACAAUCAGGUUUACUUGGCGAGACUGGCCGAGCAAGCCGAGAGAUACGAUGAGAUGGUUGAAGCGAUGAAGAAAGUUGCGCAGCUCGAUGUGGAACUCACGAUCGAAGAGAGGAAUCUGUUGUCCGUGGGUUACAAGAAUGUUAUCGGUGCCAGAAGAGCGUCUUGGAGGAUACUCUCUUCGAUCGAGCAGAAGGAAGAUGCAAAGGGAAACGAGCAGAAUGUGAAGAGGAUCAGCGAUUACAGGCAAAGGGUCGAACACGAACUCUCCAAGAUCUGCAAUGACAUUUUGGCUGUCAUCGAUAAGCAUCUCAUCCCGUCCGCUACCUCUGGAGAGUCCACCGUUUUCUACUACAAGAUGAAAGGAGAUUACUUCCGCUACUUGGCAGAGUUUAAAUCUGGCGAUGAUCGUAAGGAGGCUGCCGAUCAAUCACUCAAAGCCUACGAGGCUGCAUCCACUACUGCCAACUCUGAUCUGGCUCCCACUCAUCCAAUCAGACUCGGCCUCGCUCUCAACUUCUCUGUUUUCUAUUACGAAAUCCUGAACUCCCCAGAACGAGCGUGCCACUUGGCAAAGCAAGCGUUUGACGAGGCCAUUGCCGAGCUCGACAGCCUUAACGAGGAGUCUUACAAAGACAGCACCCUUAUCAUGCAGCUUCUAAGGGAUAAUCUCACAUUGUGGACCUCAGAUCUUCCAGAGGAAGGAGGUGAACAAUCUAAAGGCAAUGAGCCUCAACCCGAGAGCUGAUGAUGGGCAAGUGCGGUGCAAGGAGCUGAUCGUUCAAGGCGAAUUCAGAGAAUCCGAAUCCAGACCUUGCGUGCUCUGCCAAGGCAUUGGCAGAUGGGAACGAGUGGCUCGUGCUUCGGUUCCUUUAGCAUCGCUGAAGAAUUUUAUCAUCAUUUGUACUCUUUUCUUCUAUCGUGUUUCUGUUUCUCCUUCAAGUUUGGAUCUGGAAAACUUCUGUUACCAUGUCAUAUGGGUUUCUGUUAUUACCAAGAAAUUGCUUUCCAUCAGUGAAAAUUGUGAUA